This is a messenger RNA of Suillus clintonianus, 1962 nucleotides long. RefSeq lists its product as uncharacterized. The transcript has 4 exons. Gene Ontology annotation, molecular function: protein binding. The annotation marks the transcript as partial. NCBI's taxonomy places the organism in Eukaryota, Fungi, Basidiomycota, Agaricomycetes, Boletales, Suillaceae. The record is from RefSeq and is a predicted model, not a curated record. Gene Ontology annotation, cellular component: cytoplasm.
GCCCCGACUCAACCCUUCUCCUCCCCGCAUGUGCACCCGCCAUAUCCUUCUCUCUACCUUUAUCCUCUCAACGACACUUUCAUUCCAAAACACAUCUCCCUCCACAGUGGCCAGCGCGUAAAGAUUGGGCGCCAGACAAACGCAAAGACAGUCCCAGCAGAGAGAAAUGGCUAUUUUGACUCGAAAGUGCUAAGCAGACAACAUGCAGAGAUAUGGGAGGACAGUGGAAAGAUAUACAUCAAAGACGUGAAAAGUUCCAAUGGCACUUUCAUCAAUGGCGAGCGGCUCAGCCCAGAGGGUGUCGAGUCCGAGCCAUUUGAACUCAAAAACGAUGAUAUCGUGGAAUUCGGUAUCGACAUUAUCGGUGAAGACAACAAGACCACCAUCCACCACAAAGUCGCUGCCCGUGUCAUGUGUGUGUUCACAGACGAAGACGCACAUCUCGCUGCCCGCGUAGAGGCCAUCCCAUCAUCCGCCUCUCUUCCUCCCAACAUCCCCUCCGUCCUCCCUCCCUCCGGUUCAUCAUCUGGAAGUAAUAAUAACUUUAGCUUUGCACAUCCACAGCGCCGCCCUACCCUCCAGAGCCAGCUCGGUGGCAUGGGCGGCAGUAUGCGGCCACCGGGCAAAAAUGGCCUUUCCUUUGACCACAUAUUGAGCAGACUUCAGGGCGAACUCCAGAAGAGCCGUGAUACUGGCGCAGAACUGCACUCCCUGAGCUCUUCAAUGAAUGACAUUCACGACACGCUCGGUGGCUCGGUGCCCCAAAACCUACCACACUUCCCCCAAUUACUCCCUCCCGUGCGUUCACAACAAGCCUCGACCACCUCUGCACCCACACCUGCAUCCGCCGCGCCCGCAAAUCCAGAACCCCCUGCACCUCCCCCAGAGCACCCUGGCCUUUCCGAGCUGCGCUCAGAGCUACAUGAGACCCAAGCCAGCCUCGCCAGCCACGUCGACAAGGUCCGCGCCCUCGAGGACAUGCUCGCAGAGCACGAGGCCAUCAAGGCCGAGGUCGCAGCUCUCCGUGACCUCAUCCACGCUUCAUCCGCACGUUCCCAGCACGACAAUGGCAUGCACAUAGACUUAGAGCGUGGUCGCCGUGGACACGACGAUGACGAUACAUCUAGCAUUCAUACGAUUACACCGCAUGAGCUGGAACGCGUUGAGGAGGAGGAUGAGAGUGAAGAACAGGAUGAGAGCGAGGAGGAUCGGGAGCGUGCACAGAGGAGGGAGGAGCUGGGUAGGCCACGGACGCCAGAGCCAUCGGGGAUGGGAAUGGACGAGGACGAGCUUGUGCAUGUCCCUGUUUCAGACGUUGAACCCUCGACGACACGACCACGAUCACGGUCCGCCUCGCCACAGCCAUCGCACCCCGCACUAGACGAGCUUUCAGCGCGAUUAGUAGCUCUCAGUGGACGCAUAGAUAGUGCUGUGGAAGUCAACCAUUCCCUGGCGGCGCAACACGCUGCCGCGCAGGGUACGAUCACCGUAUUACAGGACAAGAUCACUGCGCUGGAGGCGCUGGUUGCAGACCGGCAGCUCGAGACGCAGAUCGCUGCAGCUGUGGAGGCCCAGCUCGCCAAGGCCGUAGAAAGCGCAGUAGAGGCCCAGCUUCGCGCACAGAAACAACAGCAGUCAGACCCCGCUGAAGGGUUAACUGCGCUGAUGGCAGAGUGGAAGAAGGGUGUGGAGGGGCAAUGGAGCGCAGUGCAAGAAGAAUGGGGCGCGGAGCGUGAACGGCUACGCCGGGCCUUCGAGGGGCUGGAAAGCGGACUCGACGGACGGGUGUCGAAUGUUGUUGCCUCGCAUGUACAGGCGCAGACGCAUGCAAGGCUUCAGAACGGUGACCUCAAGCUGCAUACCACAAACGGGACGAACCCUGUAGGUGGAGGAUUGGUGACGCCUCCUAGUCCCGUAAGCGUCGCUUCUAACCCUGGUCGAGGGAAAACGCGACGACGAAGA